Messenger RNA from Coniophora puteana RWD-64-598 SS2, 2271 nucleotides. Its product is annotated as oligopeptide transporter. Gene Ontology annotation, biological process: transmembrane transport. The record is from RefSeq and is a predicted model, not a curated record. The transcript has 10 exons. The coding region runs from base 1 to 2271 and encodes 756 amino acids. Gene Ontology annotation, molecular function: oligopeptide transmembrane transporter activity. Lineage: Eukaryota; Fungi; Basidiomycota; Agaricomycetes; Boletales; Coniophoraceae.
AUGCUUGAAAGCAGAGAGGGCUCCAUCAAGUAUGUGUUUCCUCUUACCUUUGCCCUGGUAAAUCCCCUAAACGUUUUGUCAAUUAUCAGGAUGGAAUUCGAUUUUGACGCUGUCAACGAGGAGGAUUCGCCGUUCCCCGAAGUUCGCGCCUCUGUGUCGAAUAUUGACGACCCGGAGAUGCCAGCUAUGACGAUACGGAUGUGGUUCAUCGGCUUGCUGCUUUGCAUGCUAGGAGGUGCCUUGAAUGUUUUCUUCAACUUCCGGCAACCAGCGCCCAGCGUCUCACCACUAGCCCUCCUUCUGGUCUGCUACCCGAUUGGCAAACUCCUCGCCUUCAUCUUACCCAUAACAACCUAUCGGCUACCCCGCUUCCUUGGCGGAUUCGAGUUUUCGCUGAACCCGGGCCCGUGGAAUAUCAAGGAACAUGUUCUCGUGUACAUCAUGGCCAAUGUUGCCAUUGGCCCGCCGUACGCGCUCAACAUGAUCGUGGUCUCACAAAUCAAUUAUGGCAUCAAAAACCUCGAUUACUGGUUCAGCGUGCUACUUGUCGUUGCCACCCAGUUGACUGGAUUUGGCCUCGCGGGCAUGUGCAGACGGUUCUUGGUCUGGCCGGCGUCGAUGGUGUGGCCGCAGAAUCUGGUGACGUGUACGCUGUUGAACACGCUCCACGCCGAGGACGAUAACAGCUCGGGAGGCAUCACGCGGUAUAGGUACUUCAUGAUGGUUCUUGCUGGUGCCUUCUUCUUCUACUUCGUUCCUGGAUACCUCUUCCAAGCACUCUCGGUGUUCUCCUUUGUCUGCUGGAUCGUGCCCAAGAACGUCCCCGUGAACCAGUUGUUUGGCGUCGAGUCGGGUCUGGGCAUGAGCAUUAUCACCUUUGAUUGGUCGCAGAUCUCGUGGAUCGGCAGCCCAUUGAUGUACCCUUGGUGGGCCGAGGCGCACAUCUUCUUCGGAUUCGUGCUGUUCUUCUGGAUCAUCACCCCUCUGAUGUACUACACCAACACCUGGGACCUCGCCUACUUCCCGAUCAACGACAACAACCCGUACGAUCGAUUCGGAAAACCAUACGACGUGACGCGCGUACUCGACUCGUCCCUGCGGUUCAACGAGACGGCGUACUUGGCGUACUCGCCGCUUUAUUUGCCCGCGACGUACGCGAUGACGUAUCUGCUCGCGUUCGCGCUGUCGACGUGCGUGCUCGUGCAUACGGUGCUGUACCACGGCCGGAGCCUCAUCAACGGGGCGAAGCGGAUCCGGGUCGAGCAGGACGAUAUCCAUGCGAAGCUGAUGCGCAAUUACCCCGAGGUGCCGGACUGGUGGUAUGCGAUUGUGCUCGUUGGGUUUUUCCUUCUUAUGGUUGUGGUUGUUGAGGUUUGGCAUACGUCGGUACCCGUGUGGGCGCUGCUGCUUUCGGUGCUGCUGCCUAUUAUCUACGUGCUGCCAUCGGGUUUCAUUUUUGCGAUGACUGGACAAGGGAUUACGCUGAACUUGCAGGCUCAGGUUAUUCCCGGUGUCUUGUUGUCGGGUGAUCCGCUCGCGAACAUGAUUUUCAAGGCGUAUUCCGUGCAGACUCUUUCAGAAGCGUCGUCAUUCGUCCAAGAUUUGAAGCUCGGUCAUUAUAUCAAGGUCCCUCCCCGUGCCACGUUCUUGGUCCAGAUGGUCGGUACCCUCUGCGCCUCGUUCGUUCAAGUCGGUGUCAAGGAAUGGAUGUUUGCGAACGUGAAAGAUAUCUGCUCGCCCACGCAAGAGAGCUCCCUCACGUGCCCGCACAACCAGGUGUACUUCACAGCCUCUGCUAUCUGGGGUUUGAUGGGACCUACACGGCAAUUUGGACCCAAUACGCUGUACCAUCCUGAGCUGUACGCGAUCAUCGUCGGCGCGCUGCUCCCGCUUCCGUUCUGGCUGUGGCAGCGGCGGUACCCGAACUCGUGGGUCAAGUUCGUGAGCACGCCCGUCAUCCUCAACGGCACGUCAUAUAUCCCACCUGCGGCGGGUAUCAACUACUCGGCGUGGUUUGCGGUGGGCUUCGUGUUCCAAUACUUGAUCCGGAAACGCAAUUUUGCGUGGUGGAGCAAGUUCAACUAUAUCACGAGUGCGGCCCUCGAUAGCGGCACCGUUUUAUCUGUUAUCGUCAUCUUUUUCACUCUUGCAUUACCCAAUGGCGGCGUUAGUCUCAAUUGGUGGGGGAACACCGUCUUCUCGCAGACUGCGGACUUCAACCGCAUGGCGCUAAAACAGACACCAUCCGGCGGAAUACCUUUAAUAUCAUAA